Molecule: messenger RNA, 4171 nt
Organism: Callorhinchus milii (elephant shark)
Lineage: Eukaryota; Metazoa; Chordata; Chondrichthyes; Chimaeriformes; Callorhinchidae
Gene: paplna
Product: papilin a, proteoglycan-like sulfated glycoprotein
Exons: 26
Coding region: 106-3789 (1227 amino acids)
Biological process (GO): extracellular matrix organization
Cellular component (GO): extracellular matrix
Molecular function (GO): serine-type endopeptidase inhibitor activity; metalloendopeptidase activity
Source: RefSeq, a predicted model, not a curated record
GAAGGAGCGAGAGGCGGUGAUGGGGUUGGGAGUUGGGCACCGGGUUGCGCGGGACGUGGGCAGAUUGCGCACAGUGCGAGUUGGCUCCAGGGCUCAGCGGCGGCGAUGAAGCUCGCGGUCCUGUCCUCGCUCGUCCUGCAGCUGCUCCUGUUAGUUCUACCCUCUUCCUCUGCACGAAGGAAAAAGCGACAGAGUGACUACUGGGGUCCCUGGGGAGCCUGGGGAGAAUGCAGUAGGACCUGUGGCAUUGGGGUGAGCUUCCAUGAACGCAGGUGUUUUUCCUACAGGAGAGACGGCGGUAGCAACUGCAUCGGCCCAUCCAGAAAUUACCGCUCCUGCAACAUUCAGGAUUGCCCGGAAGGAUCUCGAGACUUCAGAGAAGAGCAGUGCUCUGAGUUUGAUGGAAAUGAAUUCCAGGGAAAGAGAUACAAAUGGCUACCGUAUUAUGGAGCUCCGAACAAAUGUGAACUGAAUUGCAUUCCCAAAGGGGAAAACUUUUACUAUCGGCAUCGAGAAGCAGUCAGAGAUGGAACGCUGUGUGAACCUGGGAACAAGAACAUUUGUAUAGAAGGGGUUUGCAAGCUUGUGGGCUGUGACAAUACACUCGAUUCAUCGCAGACUGAAGACAAAUGCCUGGAAUGUGGAGGAGACGGGAGCAGCUGUUAUGAAGUGAAAAGGAUAUUUAAUGCGAAUGACUUACCAAUAGGUUACAACCAGAUCUUUAUAAUCCCUAUUGGGGCAACGAGCAUUCGGAUCAGGGAAGUGGUGCCCACUCGAAAUUUUCUGGCAAUUAAAAAUGUUCGUAGUGAAUACUACCUGAAUGGACAUUGGACCAUUGAUUUCAGCCGAGCAUUGUACAUUGCAAACACUGUCAUUCAUUACGAGAGGGGAUCUGAAGGGGAUCUGGCGCCAGAGGUCAUUCAUGGGCGAGGACCCACCUCCGAGCCCUUGGUAAUCGAGAUUAUCAGCCAGGAGCUAAAUCAGGGCGUUGAGUAUGAAUACUUCUUACCUCGCUACAAAAGGCAGCCCCAAGGCUACUUCUGGAGUUUUGGCUCUUGGAGUUCGUGCAGUAAAGAAUGUGGUGGAGGCUACCAGACACGACUUACAUUUUGUACCAUUGACAGCGAAGCCUAUCCAGAUCAGCUGUGCCAGGCUGAGCUGAGGCCGAUCAGCAACAAGACCUGCAACAUUCAGCUGUGCCCUCAGACAAAACGGAUUUCAUUCGUAAAUCGACCGAGAGGGUGGAGUGAAAGUGAAUGUCAAAGGUCAGAAGUUUACAGAUGGAAGACGGGUGACUGGGGAAUGUGUUCAGUCACAUGUGGAGGAGGGGUUCAGACCAGGUCUGCGUAUUGCACUUACGUGGACAGAAGUGGAGCUGAGUUGGUGGCGGAUGUCACUGAAUGCGUUGGGGCUGGAGGCAAGCCUCAAUCCCGGCGCGCAUGCAACCUUCUUCAGUGUGCUGCGUGGAUCGGGACACAGUGGUCCGAGUGUUCAGUAACUUGUGGCGAAGGGAUUCAGACCAGAUCAGUUUCAUGUAUGUCGCAAUCAGGUAGUCAGCUUCCAGCCUUUGCCUGUUCGUCUCAACUCAGGCCUUCAGCAUCUCAGGCCUGUGUGCUCAGCUCAUGUACUGAAGCUGCUUCAUGGUACAUUGAAGCCUGGGGGCCGUGUUCAGUAUCUUGUGGCGAAGGGAUUCAGACCAGAUCGGUUUCAUGUAUGUCACAAUCUGGUAGUCAGCGUUCAGCCUUUGCCUGUUCAUCUCACCCCAAGCCUUCAAUGACUCAGUCCUGUGUAUUCAGUGCCUGCUCUGAAAGCUUUUCGUGGUACAUUGGAACCUGGGGUCUGUGUUCCAAGAGCUGUGCUUCAGGACGACGGAAACGCCAGGUCCUUUGCUACGAUCAGGAUCUCAAAUAUCAGCUCCCAGAACUAUGUAACCUCAGGGCUCGACCACACGAAAUUGAGGAAUGCAACACGCAACCGUGCUUCCUGCCGCAAGAUGUUCCGAGUAUGCAGGACCCCACAGGAUUUGAUCCAGAUAGAGAGAUACAGAUUGUCCCAUUUGCUGGCGGUCAGCCAUCUUCAGACUGGUACCCUAGCCAGGAUUACCUCCCAGGAAGAAGAGAGUCCAACCAGCUUCCUUCUCUGUCACGAAGAAAUGAAUGGGAGCGGCCGACCUACUACCAUUUUGUCCCCGAAUCGGAUUAUCCUACUUCAGGAAGCGUUUCCAACCCAUCGAGACCCAACCCACCUCAGCCACGCCAGGAACUGCUGGCACCCUCUCUGAACGAUUGUACUGUGGAAUCUUAUGGCUGCUGCCCUGAUGGCUUUGCCCCAGCGAGAGGACCGGGAGGGCAGGGCUGCCCAUCCAUUCCGUGCUACAAAAGCAGGUAUGGAUGUUGCCCUGAUGGAGUGACUUCGGCAAAAGGAGCUGAUCAUGCAGGGUGUCCGAGGCAUCACACAGAUCAUUAUAAUGAAGAUACCAGGGGAACGUCUGAUUCCCGUGUUUCGACUCGAGAUGAACCAUCAACCAGUGCGUGCCGAGGUUCUACAUUUGGCUGCUGUCACGACCAGUCCACCUCUGCUUCAGGCCCCACUGGAGAAGGAUGCAGGAAUGUGCCUCACUAUCCUUACCCAAUUGGGUGCCUGUUACCAAGUGCCAAUGGCCCAUGCGCUGACUGGAUGGUACGCUGGUUCUUUAUUGCCAAUGCUGGCGUUUGCAACCGUUUCUGGUACGGAGGGUGCCACGGGAACAAAAAUAACUUCCAGACAGAAGAAGAGUGUCUGAGGAAGUGCAAGGGAUCAAGUUCCCAGGGUGUUCCUGUCAGCACAGUGGAUGGAAUACCCCAAAGUUGGCUGCCUCACAUUGAAGAGACAAACCAGCGUGAGCCACUAUAUCCUGUGAGACCUGGGGCUUCGAUAAACCAGUUGCCUGUUCAACCUCAACCAGAGCAAACUGUAUACAGGUUGAAUAUAGAAAGGCGUGAUCCCUCGUCUGUGGAUGCAAGUCCUGGGCAGACAGCAAAGUUGCUCUGUAGGUUCGAUGCGUCUCCUUCUCAGACUGUUGAAUGGCGCAAGGAUGGCAGGACGAUCUACUCAACAAGGCACACCACACAUUCAGAUGGCUCACUGGUGAUCAGUCGGGUCACAGAAACAGAUGCUGGAUUGUACACCUGCCAUGUCUCCAAUGGACGAGAUCAGGAUUUCCGUCACGUUAAGCUCAACGUUCAAGCGGCUUCUUACAUUCGUCCAGAUUUAUCUGUUGUUGAAGCUCGGGUUGGGUUCACUGCUCAGUUGCCGUGUCGGGCUGAAGGAGUGCCGAGACCGGAGGUGUUUUGGGAAAGAAAUGGUGCACGGCUGGGAGCAGCAGCGAGGCCUCGCCUCACUCAGUUGGAUGACUACUCCUUACGGUUUACUGCGGUAGUGCCUGGUGAUGCGGGGGAGUACAUCUGUGUUGCUCACAAUAACGUGGGGCCUAUACAAAGGAAGGUGGUGCAACUUAAGGUCAAAGGGGAACUGAAGAUUACAUUACCUCCAGAAGAUCUUCACAUUCGUGAAGGAAGAACGGCCAGGUUUCCAUGUGUGGUGUCUGGUAAUAAUGUCACUGUGCGAUGGACAAGGAAUGGAAUUCCUCUGCAAGCUGAUGGUCAGCACAUCUACAUUUCACGAGACGGUACCUUGGUUUUAAGUGAUGUUCAGCGUGAAGAUUCUGGUACCUACACCUGCAACGCUUACAGCGGCUCACACUCUGUUAGUGCAAAUGCAGACCUGACGGUCACAUGUCCGUAUGAUUGAAAAUAGGUAACUAAGGCACCCUGUGGGAUUCAACUCAGUGCGAAAAUUCUGUACAACUAAAGAUGAUCAAGAUAUUUCUGACAAUACUUUGUAUAUACUAUGGAACUGAUUUUUAAAAAUCUUGCCAUAGUAAUAGAUGUUUGAACGAUAAGUGCUUUGAAAAGAUUAACCAAGUUUGAUAUAUUUGCUAUGGUUUUGUAAAUCUUGCAUAUUGAGCACUGCAGCUUUGUUUAUACACUGACAUGAAUUUGUUGGUUUAAUAUUGUACAUUUUAAUGGUCACCAAAAUUUCAUCAAGUGCAUUUUUAUGGAUCAAAUGGUCAUGUGUAAAAGAUGUAUAUUACGUACUGAUUAAUCAAUGAAUUAAAACAUCUUGUUUUGAA